Suillus clintonianus is the source of this 2748-nucleotide messenger RNA. RefSeq lists its product as uncharacterized. The coding region runs from base 1 to 2748 and encodes 915 amino acids. The record is from RefSeq and is a predicted model, not a curated record. The transcript has 11 exons. Lineage: Eukaryota; Fungi; Basidiomycota; Agaricomycetes; Boletales; Suillaceae.
AUGUCUGGUCUCGCUGCGCUACAUUGCUCCACUUUUGCUCAAGGUUUCAGUAACAAUGAGCGUCAGGCUGCCGCCAGAGCAUUACUUAGGCAUGACGUCCAGAUAGACGGCACUCAUUAUCAAACCAAGACAUUUGCUGGCCUUCAUCCCUCAUACAUAGCAUUCCAACCCAUCCAACAGCACGAGUCAGAGAGAACUCUCUCUCAGAAAGAACUAUGCGAGGCAGCACUGCAAGACGUGUUCGAUGCGAUCACCAUGCAGGACCGUCUUGACGGCGGUAUCUCUCUACUUAUUCGAUGCGCAGGAUCUGACGCAAUCUCACCGGAGAAAAUUGCUUUGGACCUCUACAUUACACCCCGAGAGCUGCAUGAAGCGCCUCAGCAGAUUGGAGGAGACGUCGCUGUAUUAGUUCAAGCGUUUGCUCAAGAAUUCGCAGUCCCCCAUCUCCAGCGUUUCACUAAGCGUUGUGCCAUCGAAAAGAUCCAGCCACCGAAGUAUUUUCCCGCUGCUCACGUUAACACUGAGGGUCCACAAUACCUCCCUGGACCUGUCGUUCCUACUGGGGCUCGUAUUCUCUGCUCCGCGCAGGCACCCAAAUCCUUCUUGAAGAACUUGCAAAAUUCAUCCCCUGCUGUUGCAGGCUCAAAGCAGCCGAAUUCGGCAGCGAUUCGUGAGGGAGCCGAAUGGGCAGCGAAAGUUGCCACCAAAGUGAACCCAUUAACUCCACGUUCGCAAAUUCGUCAACGCCGGCCAGCGGAUGUCUUCAAUGCCAAUAGCGACCCUGGCCCGAUUUUUUCGGGACAGCCAUUGACAGAACUCUAUCGUGAUGUUCACAAAUUUGAACCCCCAUUGAUUAGUAUCGGACCCAAUACUGACACUGCCCUCGACCAGUUCAAACUGGGAGACGACACAUUACCUAAGCUACGUCUGUUGGUUUCAACAAAAUGGGAUUUGACCUAUGAGCAAGCUUCGGUUUUAUCAAGGGCGCUUCUCGCAGACCUUCGAGGAAUGCCACUCAACCAUGAGAUUGUCGAGAUCACGUUGGACUUCUUAGUUUGCAACACUGUGUCAAUUUACUGUGGGAUCUUAUAUCGUGGAUCAGAGAGACAAUUUAAUGUCUCCACAAUGGUGUCCCAAUCUUUCUAUACUAGCAAGAAUGACUCGAGGCGUGUUCGAACACAACACCCUCGCAUCCGUCCAAAAGUCACCAUGAGCAAAGAGGCACGCGCCACGCUUACUGCUGGACGACGUGCCAAAUCUCGUCAGUUUAAGGUUGCUCUUGACGAGGCUUGGAACCAGCUCGACGACGCAACGAAGACCAUUGCAUCAGCCCACCACAAGAGCAUUCGCCGGGUACAAAAUGAUUUAUAUUGGCGCACCAAACCGAAUAUGUGGAACGCGUUCUGCUGGAAAAAAGGUCAAGACAGUGAGAAUCGGAACCAGGGUCGAGACACGCUCAAACAACUAGUUCGCGAGCAUAAGGAUGAGUAUCUUGCACUCUCGAAGGAAGAACAAGAAGUCCUGCUGAAGGAGUAUACCGACUGGACGAAGACGAAGACGACCGGCACACGGAUCUCCACCAAGUCCAAGAUUAUCGAUAUCACACAGACCUUAAAGGCUGUGGAGAAUGAGCUCAAUAGCCUGCGUUGUCGAACGGGUGCAGAAACUAUCCUAUACACGACCCGUGGGUCAACCGAUCUUCCCCUCCGUGGUGUAACCUUCACGACCGAAGGUGUUGAGCACUUCAUGCACUCUGUGAUGAGUAUUGACAAUCAAGACUUGGUCAGUAAAAUGGAGGGCUUCGCCAUCCAAGGAAUGAAAGGGGCCGCAAAAAAUCACAAAGAUCGUGUCUCUGAUGUACGUUCAGCCAUCCGCGAGAUAAUCAACAGUGGUCUUCGGAAGAUUACUGGGGAACCUCGUGCCAACAUGCAGUGGACUCACUAUUUCCGCAACAUCGUGCGACGUUAUCAAGUUACAAUAGUGGGAUGGCCCGACAACAUCCCAUUUGUGAACCUUAGCAAAGUCUCUAGCGCUCUCCCAGAGCUUGAAAGACUUUUUCAUUUGUGGGAUACACGUAUUACAUUCUGGAAGACUUUAACGGAUGAAGAAUUCGCGAAGAUCUGUCAGGAGCACAAUGAGAAGCUCAAGAGUGGCGAGAUCGAAGACAUUCACCGACGGACUCGAUCCGACAAAGGGACGAAGCGCAAGAGGCUGGCAGCUACCAAUAGUAACGACAACACAGCUCAGCGCAAGAAAUACAAAAGUGCUGAGACUAUCGAGGACAGUGAUGAGGACAACAACGAGGACAACAGCGAGGACAACGGCGAGGACAAUGGUGGGGAGACAACUCCCCAACCCUCUCCUCAUCAGCCGUCUAAUGCUAACACUACUCCCAACCUCACCUUCGAGCCAUCCGUCACCACUCCCAACUUCACCUUCGAGCCAUCCGUCACCACUCCCAACUUCACCUUCAAGCCAUCUGACGCCGCUCCCAACUCCUCCACUCCCCACGCAGCUGGGAGUUCCCUUGACGCCAACACUCAUUUUACCUUUCCUCCUUAUGUGCCUGGCAGUCCCCUCGAUGGCGACAAUCAUCCUAAUGGCCUUACUCAACUUGGCGCCUUUGAUUGUGAUGCUGCGUUGGAAACAUUAGAUCGAAUCUAUGGCCCUGCGCCGUCAUCAUCAACUGAUGUUGACAAUCCUGUGUUUGACUUCACUAAUAUCAAUAUGUUCGGCUCGACAUUUUAA